UCUUGUACAACAAAUAUUACCAGUUUGGUACAAAGCGUAUGUAAAGCUCUGUUCUGUGCUUGAACUUGGAGAAAUAGAAUAAUUCAGCCAGUCAUAAUCAAUCAUCGAAAGCUGCGUUAUUUUUCAAGAUCUUAAUCUAUUGAUUUCAAUCGGACGGUGAGAAAUGAGCUGCAACGGUUGCAGAGUGUUGAGGAAGGGUUGCAGCGAGAAUUGUGUACUGAGGUCUUGCCUGCACUGGAUCGAAUCCGCUGAGGCACAGGGCAACGCCACCUUGUUUCUCGCCAAGUUUUUCGGCCGCAGCGACCUCAUGUCCCUCAUUUCCGCCGUUCCCCAAUCCCAACGCCCUGCUUUGUUUCAAUCUUUGUUAUAUGAGGCGUGUGGGCGCACCGUGAAUCCAGUGAACGGAGCGGUAGGGCUAUUGUCGACCGGGAACUGGCACGUGUGUCAGGCGGCGGUGGAGACGGUGCUAGCGGGAGGGCCAUUGAGACCGAUACCGGGGGUGUUAACCGGAGCUUGGACGGCAAACAGUAACGAGUCGUCGGACGGAUUCAGUGCGGUAGCGUGCACCGGUAGAAGCGCGUACCCGCAGUCGUCGAGGCCAUCAAUCACGAGCCAUGCGUCGUGGGAGGGUCGUGAGCCGUCGGAUCUCGGACUGUCACUGACGCUGAGAGGGAGGCGGGGAAGAGGAAGGAGUUGUUCGCAGGUGGAGCGGCCGAAUGUGUAUCCACAGCCGUCGUUUUACUCCGGGGAGUCGGAGGUUACGACGAUGACCAUGAGGACGACGGCGAGUUUCGAAGGCGGCGGCGAUGAUCGGAGGAUGCGAGGAGUAUCGGAGAGAAAGCUUUUGAAUCUUUUUGUGUGAUUGAGAAAGGAGAUUUAAGAGAGAGGAAUGAACGAAUGGAAGAAGGUUCAGUGUUUUUGAUGUGCCGGCGAUGUAGUGAAUAAUGGAGAGGUAAAUCAUAAUUACCAUAGAAUUUAUGUAAUGCACUGUAACGCCUUUUAUUUUUAUUUUUUUCUUUUUCUUGAGAGGAAAUACAAAAUCACCGCUUUCUAUACU
This is a messenger RNA of Carica papaya (papaya), 1057 nucleotides long. Its product is annotated as LOB domain-containing protein 37-like. The record is from RefSeq and is a predicted model, not a curated record. Gene Ontology annotation, biological process: regulation of gene expression. Lineage: Eukaryota; Viridiplantae; Streptophyta; Magnoliopsida; Brassicales; Caricaceae.